Messenger RNA from Neolamprologus brichardi, 5966 nucleotides. NCBI's taxonomy places the organism in Eukaryota, Metazoa, Chordata, Actinopteri, Cichliformes, Cichlidae. The record is from RefSeq and is a predicted model, not a curated record.
CUGACUGCUUUGUUUUGUUUUGGUAGUGGGAGUUGGGUGAGAGGCAGACAGACGAGCAGGCGGCGGUACGCAUGGGAGAGAGCCGCUCUCUAAAUGGGGAGAGCUAAAUCGGGAAUGGAAAAUGACGGCCCGAUAGCUGACGCCUGUAAAAUGCCGAGUUUCAUCAGCGGCAUCGAGGAGGGGAGGGUGAAAUUGUCCCGCAACCUGCCGACACAAACUUCCCUCACGGACGGUAAAGUUGAGCGGACGCUCGGAGAUUUGAGCCGACGUGUCACCAGGUCAAACUCUCGGCUAUCGCUGGACGAAAGCGACAGGGACCCGGGGGGGAAGGAUGCGGAGGGCAACAACAACAACAACUGCAACGGCGGAGGGAGAGCGAGGAGGAGGGCGAGCGCUGUCGACAUCCUGAGGAAGAAUUUCGGGGAUUCAAAAUCUCCCUCUUUCCGUCUAAACAGAGGCAGUCGGAUGCAGUGCGGAGCCGAGCUUGAAAACCACGAAGGAAACGUUAACGACACUCAAGAUUAUGUACCUGAUUGUAGCGGGUCUACAAAGUCGGACGUAGAAACGGGCGAAGCCGAGGUGGAAAACGAACAAACCUCCAGCGAGUUACCGAGUUUGGGUGUUCGGGCAGUUGAAUUGUUAACCGUUACAGGUCAGCGCCAUCAUACGUGUGACAACAGCGGCAGCACGGCCACUCCGGAGGGGUCUGUCAGUGCCAAAGAGCACGUCUACUGCACCGUUUACUGCAUUGCCAACGACAGCCAUGGAAAAGAUGCCGAAAUCACGGACCGCUCCGAUGACACGGUCGCAGCAGACGCGUCAGAACGGGACUUGGAGACUGGGCAGCCGCAACCGUACACAGUGGACGACCUGGUGGAUCCUUUCGGGGACUUGUCCCACCGGCUGUCCGCGGAGCAGGCCGACGCCGAGGGUGCGAUGCAGAGUUGCCGGGUGUGCAUGGAAGAGAAAACCAUCGCACCCCUGCCCUGCUGCAGGAAGGCCGUGUGUGACGAGUGUCUGAAACUCUACGUCAGCUCCCAGGUGCGAGUGGGGAAAGCUCUUAUCGGCUGUCCGAUCACGGAGUGUAGUGGCAACCUGGAGGAAGGACUGGUGAUUUCCCAUUUGACCAAAGAGGAGGUGGCAAAAUAUCGUUACUUCUUGGAGCUGAGUCAGCUGGAUUCGAGCACAAAGCCCUGCCCCCAGUGCAGUCAGUUCACUUCUCUCAAGACGCACAACCCCAACCGCUCCGAGCACAAGUAUAAAAUUCAUAUUCAGCGUACGGAGGGAUGCGAUCAUAUGACCUGUGUGCAGUGCAACACCAACUUCUGUUACCGCUGCGGAGAGCGCUACAGACACCUGAGAUUUUUUGGGGACCACACAUCCAACCUCAGUGUGUUUGGCUGCAAGUAUCGCUAUCUCCCCGAUAAACCUCAUCUGAGACGGCUAAUUAGAGGCUCUGUCUGUGCCUCUAAGGUGCUGAUAGCUCCUGUGGUCAUUCUGCUGGUCGUGGUGCUCGGAGCUCUCGCGCUGGUGAUAGGGUUGGUUGUUUUCCCGAUUUAUUACGUGUGCAAGAAGAGGAAGAAGCAGCAGCGCACCAGAGGCUCUGGACGAUGGAUCUGAAGCUCGUCCUUCUUUCCACGCAGACCUCACACACACACACACACACACACACACGGUUUGGAAAGACAACACCCGCACCUCCUCAGGGACAGACCUGCCAGCCUGAGUCAUCACAAAACUCUUGAGAUGAGCAACACAAACGAAACACUGGCAGUUAGGAAGGACCUCAGGUGGAAUGAUGUACCUAAAUCUAUAACGUGAGGCCUACAUGAAUGCACAUCUUUACAUCUGGAUCAUUGCUCUCAAGUGGGACUACUGCAAAAUGAAUGCUGUAUCAGGAUGCUGGAUAUUUACGCAGAAGAGUAAUUUUAAAAAAAAAGUUAAAAAAAAGCAACCCCACCCCCCCCGAUCAGCUUGCACAGUGCUCGUCACAUAGAGGAUGUUAAAUGUAGGAACUUCUGAGGACUUUCUUGGAUACACUGCAGGAAGUUUAAAUCAGUGCACAUUUUCCACGAAUGUCACACUUUUUAUUUCAUUAUUUUAAAGGAGAACAACCAUAAAUCGCAGCUUAAACAGCCGCAGUUUGGUUUGCGCCCUUGCUUUCCUACCUGCGGUUAGUUUGACGCUGAGAUGUAGGAAUACUGUGGACACGAGGCUUUGAUUGUGUCGGAUACCGGUAAUUAUGAAGGUGCCAGAAAUGCCGGCUGCACGGUAAUAGCAGAGCCUCGCGGAUGAAAAAGAAGGAAAUACGUUUUUAUUCAUUUGCAAAGGUUGUUUUUGCCGUUGUUGGCUGCAGGAAAAAAGGGUGAGAAAUGGAAAUGAAUUUGGAACAAGCAUUGAUAUCAAGUUCUCACUGAUGCAACGCAAGCUGGACCUCAACUUUUCCCAGCGUAGGUCAGAUAUUUGGAAAAAUUUCCAUCGCACUUUGAGUAUCUGGCAAACCGACAGCGUGGACAAUAAUGUCAAAGGAAGGAUGAUACUUGACUAUUCUGGGUAACAGCGACUGCCUCUCAAAUUCUCGCUAGAAGGUUUGAAGAUUGGGUGUGUACCCAACCUUAAGAGUGACGUCUGGUUUUAAAGACCGCACACACACUAACACACAUGAAAGUGAAACUUUGGAAGGCCCUUUGGAGUUCUAACAAGCCUCUGUUGUUUUCUGUUACGGUUUUCCAUCAAACCUUCAUCCUGUCUGUCUCCGUCUCUCUUGCUGUCUUUUUGAACCACCUCUCUGUCUGUCUGUCUGUCUGAGCUGAUGCUGGUUUACACUCUCCCUCUCUGCAUGGCAUGUUGUUUCCAGUGAGCCUACAUGCUGUAUGCCAGUAUCUGCAUCAUCAAAAAAAAAGGAGCUGCUGUGCCAAAACAAAGCGCUGAAUAUGGCGGGAUAGACGGUUUACCGUUUCCCUUUGUUAUUUGUUUUGUUUUUAUUGUUCUUUUAGACGCGAACUUUUGCAGGGGUGUCGACGAGGUGUAAUGGAGUGUGCACAAGAAACGGGGAUGAAAACAAGCUGUAGAAGCACGGUAGAUAGUUGGAAAGUGCUUAGAAGACCAGAAACUGACUGAAAAGACAGAGAAUAGAAUGUAGAGUUAGGCCCGCGGUUUACCAAAGAGCUAAACAGGGUGUUAUUGUUCUUAAGGUCAUCCAGUUUAUUUGGAUGUCAGCUGUAUGUGGAUCAGUUUUGUGUUUUUUUGUUUGUUUGUUUGUUUGAAGCUGUCUGCCUGCUUGACAGUUUGGAUAGUGACAAAGCAGUUUUGACGCAAACCUCUGAAUUCAUUCGCACUGGCACGAGAGAGAGCGCGCACAGCGAGCACUGCCAGGAAACGACGGAUUUUUAAGAGCUUUAAAGGUCGCCACCUGGCAGCAGUCAGCCAGCUGCUCUCUCCACUUAUCCUGUCACUCUUUUUGUUUUUUGCUUUAUUUCAUUUUUUUUUAAUAUAUAUAUAUAUACCUUUGAUGCCUCGUGAUUGUCCUUUAACAUCUUUUGUCCGUGCCGCUGCCCCGUGAGGUGUGACUGGACUCUGACCUCAGCUGUGAGUGGAUGUGGAGAGGCGGGUGAUUACAGUACACAAAGCUCAAUUGCUGCAGCAGCCACAGAGAAAAAGGAAGCAUCCAAACCAAUUGCAUUUUUUUUUCUCCACACUUCUGAUAUGUGAAAAUAGCACACAUCUUCCCAGUGGUGCAUUGUGGAAGUGAAAACGGCUUCCAAAUCAGUCCCAGACUUCUUUUUUUUUUUCUUUUUCAUGCAGUGGGGAUGGCAUUUUAAAGGAGACGCAUUAAGAAAAACACAAAGAGACGACACAGUAGAGUGAGUAAAUAUGUGGAAGGCCAAGUGAUGAGAGGUUCCAGGUGAAAUGUCUCAAUCUGAAAUAAACACUGUGGCUGAAGGCGGGAAGUUUGUGUCUGUGCAUCCGUAGCAGUUGCCGUCGGAGCGAAUAUUACAGCACGUUUCAUCACUGAAGCAGAUGAUUGGAUGAUUUGCAGUGCAAUGCCAUUAACUGGGAUUUAUCCCAUGACCUGAUCUCUUUUCUACAUCUGGGAGUUAACACAUACAACGUGUCAGCUGUAGGCGCAAUAUACAUACACAGAUUGUUACGCACCCGAUCUGAACAACCACAACAGGGUCACGAUUCUGGGUUUGAAUCUGCUCUCAGGAAGUUUGCUUUUCUCUUCACUGUAACCCAGAGCCUCCCAUCUCACCUGAGCUGUGCCACAGAUAUCCUCAACUGCACUCUGGAGUCGCAGCUCUUCCCGAUGCCUGGAGCUUCAGGGAUUAGAAACCCUGGUUUAAAUUCCAGGAAGUAAAACCACUGUAGUGUCAAAAGAAGAUCAAACUGUCUGGUUGCAGCCGCCACUGUCCGGUCUGCACUCUGGUCACGGGUUAAACCUGUACAUUACAAUAUGUAUUAGUAAAUCAGCAGCAUGGAGGCGGAUGUGCAAUGAAUGGGCCAAACUGAAUGCUUUUAACAUUUACUCACAUGCAUUUCAUGCAGGCACGUUUCAGCUACACUGGUGUAUUGAAUUGCUGCUUGUUUUUUUGUUUUUGUUUUUUUUAAAGUCAUUAAAUGGUUGACAGAGAAUAUGACGGUUAUGUCCUUUAGACUAUUUCUAUAGCAUUUUCCUAAAUUUCAAUUUUUCUUUAAUGGUUAGCUCGUAGAAAAAAAAAAGAUGGCAAAUUUACCUUUUGUUUUUGUUUUUUUUGUAAAUACAGAUAAUUGAGGUCUUAUGGGAUGUUUUUUUUUCCAUGUCACAUCAGGUUUUUACCCUUUUAUACACAUCUGUGUUGCAUAACUCUGCCCAGUGCUAAUGCCAUGCAGAAAUCCCAUCUUUGUUGUUACUGUUGUUGUGUUACUAUAGCCAGGAGCUCUUUGGUUAAAGCUGUAACCAGAAGCUGCUCUGUAUAUUCAUUUAGUGACAUUAGAGUUGUUUCAGGUCAUGAUUUUUUUUCCCCUUGCUGGGAAGCAUUGGCUGGUUGACACCCAUGGUCUUUGUUUUGUUUUGUUUAUAUGACAUUACCGGUUUUAUUGGCAUAAAUAUGCAAUGGUGCCUUCACGUCAACAAUAGAUCAGAUUACCAACUUUUUAUUCAGGGUCCUGCAAAUAUUACAGACAAGGGUGCAGUCUUAUCAGCCUGCUGUUGUAUGUGUUAUUUAUUAGAACAGUUAAUAGAGCAGUACAACAGGCUUCUUGAUGUAAAAUAAAUUUGUCUGAAACUACUGUUGAAGGAAUAUAUAUUUAUGGAUGUCUUACCCAUACCACACAGAAGAUAUGCAGAUGACUCAGUGUUUUCCUGCUAAAAAUAUGUUUUAUAGUUUCAGAUUAAACUAAACUUCUGAAAUUUUAUAAGUGCCACAAUCCAGUGGGUUUCGCUACAUCCCAAAUACUCUUUGUACCUUUUUGCACAAGUUACUCUGUCACCAUAUUUCCGACUCGCUCUUUGGAUUAAUCCGAGGAGGCUGUUGCACUCAUCAGAUGAAUAUAAUUUAAGGCCAACACGGGACUAACCCUGUCUCGAUGAAAGAGUUAAUCACGCCAAAAAAAAUAAAGAUUUCAGUGUCAUUUCAGCAUAAGUUUGACUCAGGACAAGUGAUGUUGCAAUAUGGUGGUGUACUAUCAGUAACAUCGGGUUGGGUUUUCCCUAUCUAGACAUGCAAAGUUGUUGGAACGACAACAGCAGCAGGUUUAUGUGUACACGCCACACAGUUAUCCACGGGUAUUUCUAUUCAAGGAAAUGUUAGAGACGCUUGAUGAAUAUGUUCCUUGUUUUCACCAGGAAAACCUUCUUCCACCUGCUGAAACAUCUGCUGGUAAUAUUUGUUAUUGUUGCUCACUUAGCCAGGCACAAACACUGUUUUCUCCUGAACAUUUGCUUUAUUAACAGGGAAUAAAGUAAAGUAAGUCAAAUGCCAAAA